AAUAUAAAAAGAAGACCGCAAGCAGUUCAGCUUCACUUUCGGGAAGCACGCUGAUUGUUUCUGACACCACGCAUCGGCAUGGUGGUAAAGGUGCUUGCGGUGGUGGUGCUCUUGGGCGCGCAGGCUGGCUGCGACCCCCACCCCUACCCGGAGUCGAGCCCGCCUGAUUGGUCGCCGUCGACGGAACAUGGCCUGGGAAAUGGCAUACACCUGGAUGACGGCCCUCUCCCGCCAUCGUCAGAGGCUUCAAUUUUUGCGCUACCGCCGAAGAAUACAGGAUGCUUCCCAACGGCAGCAUUUACUCCAGAACUAUGGCCAUCCGCGUGGACUCCAGGAUUCACACUGCCGCAAAAGUAUCCAGGUUUCUCACUGUCACCACUCACUCCAGAACACACGUGGAAUCCAGGAUUCCCACUGUCGCAAGAGAAUCCAGAUUUCUCACUGUCACAAUUUAAUCCAGGACUCUCGCUAUCGCCUUGGAAUAAAGGAUUCCCGUUACUGCCGAUAGCUCAUGGGUUCCCCUCUUUCACGUCAACGCCAACGAUCACUCCAGAAAACAAUCAUUUUUCCGUAACACCCCUAAAGUGUGGCUGCGGGUUUGUGUUUAGUCCUCGACACGGCCCCUGGAUGCCGUCGCCGCAAAAAUACCACAGCUUUCCCGCUGACAAAACAAAUUACGGUAGGCCUCAAAAAUGCAGCUGUGGAGCCGUCGUCACCCCCAACCGCGAUCCGUUUGCGCCCGAGCCACAAGUAUGCAGCUGCGGGGCUGUCAUCAGCCCGAAUAUUUACGACCCCUUUGCGCAAAAGCCGCGAACGUGCAGCUGCGGCGCAGACAUCAACCCCUUUGCGCGAACGUGCAGCUGUGGCGCAGACAUCAACCCCUUUGCGCGAACGUGCAGCUGUGGCGCGGCUAUCGACUCCUUUGCGCCAACGCCGCAAAAGUGCAGCUGCGGCGCAGACAUCAACUCAUUUGCGCCAACGCCGCGAACGUGCAGCUGCGGUGCAGACAUCAACCCCUUUGCGCGAACGUGCAGCUGCGGCGCAGACAUAAACUCCUUUGCGCCAACGCCGCAAAAGUGCAGCUGCGGCGCAGACAUCAACUCAUUUGCGCCAACACCGCAAAAGUGCAGCUGCGGCGCAGACAUCAACCCCUUUGCGCGAGCUUGCAGCUGCGGCGCAGACAUCAACCCCUUUGCGCGAACGUGCAGCUGCGGCGCAUACAUCAACCCCUUCGCGCGAACGUGCAGCUGCGGCGCAGGCAUCAACCCCUUGGCGGCACCUCAAAAAGAAUCCAGCAGUGGAGCCGAAUACAGGCCAGACUACAACCCUUACUUGUCUCAUCCAAAACCACCACCACCACCACAGCCGAAAAACUUUGAACAUAGCUUCAAACCAACAGUCAAAAAUGCUCCGCCAAACAAGCAUGAAAAGAAGUGCAACUCCUAGACAUAAGUCCGUCCCUUUCUGCUAACACAAAACAAUUCCGUCGUCAGUCGGUCUAAUAGCAACUUGUGUCUUAAAACAGAAUUGGCUGAGCCGCAUCGCUACUUGACACUUAGAUAUAAUCUAUUUUGUAAAAUGAAUGGUAACACGAACCAACGCAUACACUAUGGUCCAAAUUUUGAGGGUAGGUUUGAAUACUAGGAAAACCGCAUGCAGUAGGUUUAGUGUGGCAUUCACCAAAAAAAAAUGUACAUAAUUGUGCUAAUUAUUUUACAUUAUUAAGAUAAUUUAGUUAGAAGUGCGAUUAAAAUAGUUAUUUCUGUAGGAUGUUUAGAUUUUAAUUAUGUAUAUCUAUAAUUUUAUUGAAUAAAUUUUUAAAACAGAA
Messenger RNA from Bacillus rossius redtenbacheri, 1828 nucleotides. RefSeq lists its product as uncharacterized. The transcript has 2 exons. NCBI's taxonomy places the organism in Eukaryota, Metazoa, Arthropoda, Insecta, Phasmatodea, Bacillidae. The record is from RefSeq and is a predicted model, not a curated record. The coding region runs from base 79 to 1446 and encodes 455 amino acids.